CUUCUGCCCAGAGCCUUUCUUUGCUUGCCUUCGCCUUUGCAUGUGGGCUCCGUGGCUGUAGAGCUGAGUGGGCAUCAUGGCUGCUCAGACAGAUGUCUAUGAUGCCAUCGUGAUUGGGGCAGGCAUCCAGGGCUGCUUCACUGCAUACCACCUGGCCAAACACAGGAAGAAGGUCAUCCUGCUGGAGCAGUUUUUCCUGCCACACUCCCGGGGGAGCUCCCACGGGCAGAGCCGGAUAAUCCGAAGGGCAUACUCCAAGGACUUUUACACCCAGAUGAUGGAGGAGUGCUACCAGAUGUGGGCCCAGCUGGAGCAUGAGGCGCGCACCCAGUUGCACAGGCAGACUGGACUAUUGCUGCUGGGAGUGAAGGACAAUCCAGAAUUAAAGACAAUCCAGGCUACUUUAUCUAGGCAGGGGGUGGAACACCAGAGUCUUCCAUCUGAAGAACUGAAGCUACGUUUCCCCAAUAUCCGGUUGGCCAGGGGAGAAGUGGGGCUCUUGGACAAGUCUGGAGGAGUUCUGUAUGCAGACAAGGCCCUCAGAGCCCUCCAGGAUGCAAUUCGACAGCUAGGAGGCCUAGUGCAUGAUGGAGAGAAGGUAAUGGAGAUAAAACCAGGGCUACCAGUUAUGGUGAAAAGUACCUCCAGGAGCUACCAAGCCAAGAGCUUGAUCAUCACAGCAGGUCCUUGGACCAACCGGCUCCUCCAUCCCCUGGGAAUUGAACUGCCUCUCCAGACCCUGCGGAUCAACGUGUGUUACUGGCAAGAAAAGGUUCCCGGGAGCUACGGUGUGUCCCAGGCUUUUCCAUGCCUCCUGGGCCUGGGCCUCAGCCUAACUCCCUACCACAUCUAUGGGCUGCCCUCUGGAGAGUACCCAGGGCUGAUGAAGGUCUGCUAUCACCACGGCAACAGUGCAGAUCCUGAAGAGCGGGACUGCCCAGCAGCAUUCUCAGACAUCCAAGACGUCCAAAUCCUGAGCCGCUUUGUCCGCAAUCACUUACCUGACCUAGAGCCUGAGCCUGCCAUUAUGGAGCGCUGCAUGUACACGAACACCCCUGAUGAGCACUUCAUUCUUGAUCAACACCCGAAGUAUGACAACAUUGUCAUUGGUGCUGGAUUCUCCGGACAUGGAUUCAAGCUGGCCCCUGUUGUGGGGAAGAUCCUGUAUGAAUUAAGCAUGAAAUUAACACCAUCCUAUGACCUGACACCUUUUCAGAUCAGCCGCUUUCCUGGCCUGGGCAAAGCCCACCUUUGACCCCUGGCCAGCAGCCUCCCUUCCGUGCACAGGAGCUGGAAAUAAAGCCUUCUGUGUGGUAGGGAAAGACUUCUCAGCUGAAGGAAGUGGCUGUGAGAUGUAGUCCUUUUUUUCUGCCUCUUGUGAGUCGUCCACACCAGAUGAUUGAAGCUACCUUCUUUCCCUGGCCAGUUCCCCAAUCCUACUACUUUUUUGCUUCCAAAAGGUCAAUCAGAUAUUCUGUAGUCACAGAGUAGCGAGGACCUUUGAGAUGGAUGUCUCAAUAAGGAGGGGGUGUAAGGACUGGCUCAGGAGACCAAGGCAGUUGUUAAAAUUCUCUUCACUGUGACAUUUGAUGAACUUGGGUUGGAUUUGACAAGAUCUGCCCAGGGGAGGUAACCAAGAUAAUAGAUAGAACACUGCUGCCCUUGGACUUCUUUUUCCUAAAAGAGGAGCCACCCUCCAUUACAAAGCCCCAUGAAAUCUGGAUCAUCUUGAGUGCACAACAAACACUGGUUGAAAGAAAUGUGUUGACAAACAAACAAAUAGCUGUAUUGCAUUAAAAUCUGUGGUGGGCUUUAUCUUCCAUGUAACCUUGUUUCUUGCAGAGUCUAAUUGUCUUAAUCAGCACCACAGAAUCCAUCCCACAGAAUCCUUGGGGUUCUUACCCCCUCGAUGCACUACACCCUCUUUCCCUGGAUUUUUCUGUCUGGUUCUCAUGCUCUCUCUGCUUCUGUAAAGAAGCUCAGUUCCCCAGUCUCUCAUUAGGGUGUAUUGUCAGGUCCUUAUGAAGAUGGAGCUGUUAUACCAGAAAGAAAGAGACAUACUCGCUUAGAAACCCUGCUCAAUGUUUGAAUGUUAAAUGUGCCAUUUUAUUAUCAUUAGGAUUGCUCCCACUUAAUGAAACGGCAUUAGCACCGAGUCGGCUGGCCUCCUUGCACUAAUUGCUUUGGAAGGGAACAGGCUCAUAAGCACCCCAGGCUGGGUGGAGGGGUGAGGGGUGUAAACAGGGCCUCAAGCAAGGCAGAAUGCACUCAGAUGAAAUCCAAGCAGGAGGCUCCAGAGCACACCAGUUUGACCUGAGAGAAUAGGAACUGCAGUGCUCUGGGGAGAGAAAAACGGGCUGAGUGGGGUG
Messenger RNA from Manis pentadactyla (Chinese pangolin), 2369 nucleotides. RefSeq names its product pipecolic acid and sarcosine oxidase (gene PIPOX). The record is from RefSeq and is a predicted model, not a curated record. Gene Ontology annotation, cellular component: peroxisome. NCBI's taxonomy places the organism in Eukaryota, Metazoa, Chordata, Mammalia, Pholidota, Manidae. The transcript has 8 exons. Gene Ontology annotation, molecular function: flavin adenine dinucleotide binding; sarcosine oxidase activity; L-pipecolate oxidase activity. Bases 77 to 1255 code for a protein of 392 amino acids.